AUGAGGUCAAUUGAUGCUGCGAGACGUUCGGGAGCGCUGGUGAGGGUAACGCUGCCGCCGACCUACGAGACCCUCUACAACAAGUAUGCCGAGGUGCGACGGGUUCUCGGGGCCCAGCGCCUCACCCUGGCCGAGAAGAUCCUCUACUCCCACCUCGACAAGCCCGAAGAGAACCUCCUCUCCAACACCAAUGGCGGGCGCGACAUCCGCGGCCGCGCCAAUCUGCAGCUCAAGCCGGACCGUGUUAACAUGCAGGACGCCUCCGCCCAGAUGGCCCUGCUGCAGUUCAUGGCGUGCGACCUGCCGCGGACCGCGAUCCCGGCCUCCAUCCACUGUGACCACCUGAUCGUCGGCGAGCGCGGCGCCGACAAGGACCUGGAGGAAGGGCUGAGCGCCAACCGCGAGGUCUUUGACUUCCUCGAGAGCGCUGGCAAGAAGUACGGCGUCGACUUUUGGCCUCCUGGCGCCGGUAUCAUCCACCAGACUGUGCUCGAGAACUACGCCCGCCCGGGCCUUAUGAUGCUGGGCACCGACAGCCACACGCCCAACGCCGGUGGACUAUGCACAAUUGCUAUCGGUGUCGGUGGUGCCGACGCAGUGGAGGCCCUCGUCGGCGCUCCGUGGGAGCUUAAGGCCCCGAAGGUGCUGGGUGUCAGGUUGACGGGCAAGCUGAACGACUGGGUUGCCCCGAAGGACGUGAUCCUGCACCUGGCCGGCAAGCUGACCGUGAGAGGCGGGACGGGUUUCGUUAUUGAAUACUUGUACUGUCCUGGUGUCGAGACCCUGAGUCUUACCGGCAUGGCGACUAUCUGCAAUAUGGGUGCCGAAGUGGGUGCGACGACGUCGAUUUUCCCGUUCACGGAAGCCUCAGCACGAUAUCUGGAGGCCACGAGGAGAGGGGACCUGGCGAGCGCUGCCAAGAUCUUCCAGAACUUCCCUGGCGUAGGCAACUCGGACGACGCAUACUUCAGGUUCAAGGCGGAUGAGGGCGCCGAGUACGACCAGCUGAUCGAGAUCAACCUGUCCGAGCUUGAACCACACAUCAACGGACCACACACCCCCGACCUGUCAACACCAUUGUCGCAGUUCAAGAAGACGGUGCAGGAAGAGAACUGGCCAGAGAAAGUCUCGGCAGGAUUAAUAGGAAGCUGCACAAACAGCUCGUACGAAGACAUGACGCGCGUGGAGAGCAUCGUCAAGGCUGCAGAGGCAGCGGGACUCAAGCCAGCCACAGACUUCUACGUCACACCUGGUAGCGAGCAGAUCCGGGCGACUCUUGAGCGCGAUGGUGUCCUCGAUACUUUUACAGAUGCAGGCGGCAUCGUGCUCUCGAAUGCGUGCGGGCCGUGCAUUGGGCAGUGGAAGCGGCGCGACGGCGUCGAGAAGGGAACGCCGAAUGCCAUCUUCACCUCGUAUAACCGCAACUUCCGUGGCCGCAACGACGGCAACCUCGAGACGAUGAACUUCCUCGCGAGCCCCGAGAUCGUGACCGCUAUGGCUUUCGCCGGGUCGACGACGUUCAAUCCCAUAACGGACACGCUCCCGACGCCCGAUGGCAAGGACUUCCGUUUCCCGGCGCCCAAGGGCGUGGAGGACCCCAAGACCCCCUUCGAGUUCGGCAACGAGACCUUCAAGGUUGCGAGCCAGGAACCUGACGCUAGUGUCCAGGUGGCCAUUUCUCCCGACUCCCAGCGUCUAGCUCUGCUGGACCCCUUCGAUCCUUUCCCAACAUCCGACCUGACCGGCCUCCGUGUGCUCGUCAAGGUCAAGGGCAAGUGCACGACCGACACCAUCUCGGCUGCGGGGCCUUGGCUCAAGUACAAGGGCCACCUGCCCAACAUCGCCACCAACACACUCAACACGGCUGUCAACGCCGCGACCGGCGAGGUCAACGCUGCGUACGAUCUUGAUGGGUCGCGCAGCACGAUCCCAGAGCUCAUGCGCAAGUGGAAGGAGGCCCAGCGGCCCUGGCUUGUCCUGGCCGAGCACAACUACGGUGAGGGCUCGGCCCGUGAGCAUGCUGCUCUGCAGCCACGGUACCUAGGCGCCCGCAUCAUCGUGUGCAAGAGCUUCGCGCGCAUCCACGAGACGAACCUCAAGAAGCAGGGCGUCGUCCCACUGACUCUCGAGAAUGAGGCCGACUAUGACAGGAUCGACGCGCUGGACGAGGUCGACACUAUUGGUCUGUACGAGAUGCUGCUGAAUAAGGGCCAGGGCGAGGUUCGGCUGAGGGUGCGCAAGAACGGAAGCGGGGAGACCUUUGAGGUGCCUGUAAAACAUGCCGUUAGCCGCGACCAGGCGGGUUUCAUUCUUGCGGGCAGUGCCCUGAAUCUGCUGUCGAAGGGUAUAUAAGAAGAGGGAAGUUGUAGAAAGAACGAAACAGGCAAGAGCUAAGAAGGAGUGGGAAAAUGAACAGGAGAGAAACGGUCCUAGAAAAGAAAGACAUCCCUUUUGGGAGGGGGGGACUGGGCGGUAUACUCAUGUUGAUCAAAAAUUGGCCAGUCUGCGGCAUGUAAAAUGGGAGACAGGGCGUAAAUUAUAUUAGGUCUGAAAGGUCAAAAAGCUCGGCGUUGGUCGAUCCAAUUCAUUCUCAUGUGUAUUCAACACACUG
Messenger RNA from Cryphonectria parasitica EP155, 2611 nucleotides. RefSeq names its product aconitate hydratase. Gene Ontology annotation, biological process: tricarboxylic acid cycle. The record is from RefSeq and is a predicted model, not a curated record. Gene Ontology annotation, cellular component: mitochondrion; cytosol. Gene Ontology annotation, molecular function: aconitate hydratase activity; 4 iron, 4 sulfur cluster binding. Lineage: Eukaryota; Fungi; Ascomycota; Sordariomycetes; Diaporthales; Cryphonectriaceae. The coding region runs from base 1 to 2352 and encodes 783 amino acids. The transcript is spliced from 4 exons.